Messenger RNA from Uncinocarpus reesii 1704, 402 nucleotides. RefSeq lists its product as uncharacterized. The record is from RefSeq and is a predicted model, not a curated record. The transcript has 2 exons. Lineage: Eukaryota; Fungi; Ascomycota; Eurotiomycetes; Onygenales; Onygenaceae. Bases 1 to 402 code for a protein of 133 amino acids.
AUGUCGAACAGCAACGGCCUCAAGUCAUUAUGGUCCAACACCGAUCAGUGGCAGCAGAUUGAAGAAUCCACCGACCAAGUUCUUGCCGGGGCGAACGGCACAACUAUAUCACAUUCCACCAUGCGGGAGCUUGCCCGCGAGUGCACCUGCGAUAUUGCCCACGAAGCUGAAGGGUUCAUGUGGGCUCUCUUUUACUUCCCCGUGGGCUUUAAGAAGAACGCCAACGUCACGGGCCAGGGCCCCGAGCGCCGAACAUUCAUGCGGCUCCGCUUCUGGGCGUUUCUAAUGUGGGUGUCCACGUUCGCGCACUUUUGUAUCUCCUUUGCCAGCUCAGCCGAUGACGGCGGCAAUAUUACCAACCGUUUUUCCUUCUUCUGCGGUGUCCUCCCGUCGCCGCAUUAG